This is a messenger RNA of Corylus avellana, 3722 nucleotides long. RefSeq names its product calcium-transporting ATPase 4, endoplasmic reticulum-type. Gene Ontology annotation, cellular component: membrane. Gene Ontology annotation, molecular function: transporter activity; ATP hydrolysis activity; ATP binding. The record is from RefSeq and is a predicted model, not a curated record. Lineage: Eukaryota; Viridiplantae; Streptophyta; Magnoliopsida; Fagales; Betulaceae.
UAAAGUGGAGAAAACAAGUACAAUUCCUCGAAUCUAAAGGAUCUGAUUGCGUUGAUUCCUUUUUUUAUUUUUUUUACUGUUCAUGCUUUUUUUCUCUCACCGAUCUUUCUAGAGAGACAAACAGUUGUUAAGGACUGUUUAGAAACCGCUUCCGAGCUUGGUGAUCUGGAAGAAUCAAAGACCUUCUAUAACUUACUCCGUGAAAUAUGUUUUACCUUUAAAUUUGUCGGUUACGGAUUCGUAUGAAUAGAUCUAGAAGGUUUAUUAGAUUUUCUAGAGAAAAUUGUCGUGGAGGUGGCUGAUUUCUAUGGGGAUGGGAGGCCAAGGCUACGGUAACGGAGGAGUUGUGAGCCCUAGACGCUCCGAGCGGAAAGUGUUCCCGGCCUGGGCUAAAGAAAUUCCGGAAUGCGAGAAACAGUACAAAGUGAGCAGGGUAUCUGGGCUACGAUCCAGCGAUGUGGAGAGACUGCGCAUGAUCUACGGCUACAACGAUCUGGAGAAGCACGAGGGGCAGUCGAUUUGGUCUCUGGUUCUCGAACAGUUCAACGACACGCUGGUCCGAAUCCUGCUCGCUGCGGCGGUGGUUUCCUUUGUUCUCGCCUGGUACGAUGGUCAGAAGGGCGGGGACACGAUCACGGCCUUCGUGGAGCCUCUGGUGAUAUUCCUGAUCCUGAUUGUGAACGCAAUUGUUGGAGUUUGGCAGGAAAGCAAUGCCGAGAAGGCACUCGAAGCGCUUAAGGAGAUUCAAUCCGAGCACGCCACCGUUAUUCGCGACGGCGAGAAGAUUCACAAUUUGCCUGCGAGGGAACUCUUGCCCGGCGAUGUCGUUGAGCUCAGGGUUGGGGAUACGGUACCCGCCGACAUGCGCGUCUUGCAAUUGAUUAGCUCGACGUUGAGGGUUGAGCAGGGGUCACUGACUGGAGAGAGUGAAGCGGUGAACAAGACCCAUAAGGCGGUUCCGGAGGACACUGAUAUCCAGGGGAAACGGUGUAUGGUUUUCGCUGGGACGACGGUGGUGAAUGGGCAUUGCUUUUGCUUGGUUACGCAGACGGGUAUGGAGACGGAGAUUGGGAAGGUGCAUGACCAAAUUCAGGAGGCGUCGCAGAGCGGCGAGGAUACGCCGUUGAAGAAGAAGCUGAACCAGUUUGGUGAGACGCUAACGCUGAUAAUCGGAUUGAUUUGCGCGGUGGUUUGGCUCAUCAAUGUGAAGUACUUUCUGACUUGGGAGUAUGUGAAUGGGUGGCCUAGGAAUUUCAGGUUUUCUUUCGAGAAGUGCACGUAUUACUUUGAGAUUGCUGUGGCAUUGGCCGUGGCUGCUAUUCCCGAAGGUUUACCGGCGGUUAUUACGACGUGCUUGGCGCUUGGUACGCGCGAGAUGGCUAAGAAGAAUGCCCUUGUGCGAAAGCUGCCGAGCGUUGAAACUCUGGGUUGUACGACUGUGAUUUGUUCGGAUAAAACCGGUACUUUGACUACCAACCAGAUGGCAGUGGCGAAGCUUGUGGCGAUGGGGAGUACUGCUGAUGGGCUACGAACCUUCAAGGUUGAUGGGACUACUUUCAAUCCAUUUGAUGGUAAAAUACAAGAUUGGCUAACCAGUAAUAUGGAUGCCAAUCUUCAAAUGAUAGCAAAGAUAGCUGCUGUCUGCAAUGAUGCCGGCAUUUCUCAGUCAGAGCAAAAGUAUGUAUCCAACGGAAUGCCUACUGAGGCAGCUCUAAAGGUUUUAGUUGAGAAGAUGGGCCACCCUGAUGUAUUUCAAAAUGAAAGGUCAACGACUGGGAGUGAUUUACUACGUUGCUGCCGACUGUGGAAUGAAUAUGAACAUCGUAUUGCAACUCUUGAGUUUGAUCGUGAUAGGAAGUCCAUGGGUGUUAUUGUGAACUCACGUUCGGGGAAGAAGUCAUUGCUAGUGAAGGGCGCUGUAGAAAAUGUAUUAGAGAGGUGCACUAAGAUUCAGUUGCUUGAUGGUUCUGUUUUACAACUGGAUCAGAAUACAAGGAAACUCAUAUUAGAAGCUCUUCAAAAGAUGUCGACUAGUGCACUACGCUGUCUCAGUUUUGCAUACAAAGAUGAUCUCCAUGAGUUUGAGACGUAUGACGGUAAUGAGGAUCAUCCAGCUCAUGCGCUUUUACUUAAUCCAUCCAAUUAUUCAUCAAUUGAGAGUAACCUCACUUUUGUUGGCUUGGCUGGCCUGAGGGACCCUCCUAGGGAAGAGGUUUACCAAGCAAUCAAGGACUGCAGAGCAGCUGGGAUCCGUGUUAUGGUUAUUACAGGAGAUAAUAAGAAUACAGCAGAAGCAAUAUGUCGUGAAAUAGGUGUAUUUGGACCUAAGGAAGACAUAAGUUCAAAAAGCAUAACAGGAAAAGAGUUUAUGGAUCUGCAUGAUCCGAAGUCCCAUCUACAACAAAGUGGCGGGCUUCUGUUUUCUAGGGCUGAACCAGGGCACAAGCAAGAGAUUGUGAGGUUGCUUAAAGAGGAUGGAGAGGUGGUUGCCAUGACUGGUGAUGGAGUGAAUGAUGCACCUGCCUUGAAACUCGCUGAUAUUGGGAUUGCAAUGGGCAUUGCUGGAACAGAGGUUGCAAAAGAAGCUUCCGACAUGGUGUUGGCAGAUGAUAAUUUCAGUACAAUUGUUGCUGCUGUUGGUGAAGGCAGAGCUAUCUACAACAACAUGAAGGCUUUUAUCAGGUACAUGAUUUCCUCCAAUAUGGGUGAGGUUGCCUCUAUCUUUCUAACAGCAGCCUUAGGUAUUCCAGAAGGCCUGAUACCUGUCCAGCUUCUAUGGGUCAAUCUUGUCACCGAUGGACCACCUGCAACUGCUUUGGGAUUCAAUCCUCCAGAUAAGGACAUAAUGAAGAAGCCACCUCGGAGAAGCGAUGACUCACUAAUCAAUGCUUGGAUUUUAUUCCGCUAUCUGGUCAUUGGGCUGUAUGUUGGAAUGGCAACAGUUGGUAUAUUUAUCAUUUGGUAUACUCAUGGUUCCUUCCUGGGCAUCGACCUCAGUGGAGAUGGUCACACCCUGGUCUCAUACUCCCAACUUUCCAACUGGGGGCAGUGCUCAUCUUGGAAGAACUUUACUGCUGCACCCUUCACAGCCGGAACUCAGGUCUUCUCUUUUGAUAACCCUUGUGAUUAUUUCCAGGAUGGUAAGGUGAAAGCCAUGACUCUCUCACUCUCUGUGUUGGUUGCCAUUGAAAUGUUCAACUCCCUCAAUGCCCUUUCUGAGGACGGAAGCCUCUUAACAAUGCCCCCAUGGGUCAACCCUUGGCUCCUUUUGGCCAUGUCUGUCUCAUUUGGCCUGCACUUCUUGAUCCUCUACGUGCCUUUCCUAGCACGAGUAUUCGGCAUCGUGCCCCUCAGCUUCAACGAGUGGCUCUUGGUUUUGGCGGUUGCAUUGCCGGUGAUUGUGAUUGAUGAGAUUCUAAAGUUUGUAGGGAGAUGCACAAGUGGGUCUCAAGCAUCCAAUACAAGAACUACAAUGAAACCCAAGACAGAGUGAGAAAACUUGUUUGGUUCUUAAAACUGUGCCUCAUUUCAAUGCAUUUGCAAAAUAUGUGUUCUUGGUUUUUCCAACUGCCUCUCUACCAUUCCUCUGUUCCCAAAAGAAAACGCAUCUCCAAGAGGCAUUGUUUGUACAGCUUGAAAGCUGUGACCCUCAACCCAUUGUGCAAAUGAGACAUGGGCUGGCCCUGAAGAACUGCCUAUAGUAUUAUACAUCUUCCAUUAUA